Messenger RNA from Oryzias latipes (Japanese medaka), 3104 nucleotides. It is a transcript of the gene rbm24a, whose product is annotated as RNA binding motif protein 24a. The record is from RefSeq and is a predicted model, not a curated record. NCBI's taxonomy places the organism in Eukaryota, Metazoa, Chordata, Actinopteri, Beloniformes, Adrianichthyidae. Gene Ontology annotation, biological process: regulation of alternative mRNA splicing, via spliceosome; positive regulation of myotube differentiation; mRNA stabilization. Gene Ontology annotation, cellular component: nucleus; cytosol. Gene Ontology annotation, molecular function: mRNA 3'-UTR binding.
UCCCAAACAAUUUUAGUUAGACAGCAGAGUUGAGCAAGGAAAGCAGGAGGCACCUGGUGGUAUCUUUGGGACAAUCCGCUCCAUGUUGAUCCUCUCCUAACUAGAUACAUCUACCUCUGGGCUUCAUCACUGUCGGGUUUUCAAACGUUUCUGCUGAUCUCUUCUCCUGCGCCAAAAGAUCUGUCGAAAACAGAUUUUUUUCCUUUUUUGCACUAUACUAUUACUUUUUUUUAUUGAUUAUAUUUAUUGCACUUACGAUGCACACUACACAAAAGGACACGACCUACACGAAGAUUUUUGUCGGGGGUCUUCCCUAUCACACCACGGAUUCGAGUCUCAGGAAAUAUUUUGAGGUAUUUGGUGAGAUUGAAGAAGCAGUGGUCAUCACCGACAGACAGACCGGCAAGUCGAGAGGCUAUGGAUUUGUUACAAUGGCAGACCGCUCAGCUGCAGACCGGGCCUGUAAGGACCCCAACCCAAUCAUUGAUGGCAGGAAAGCCAAUGUCAACCUGGCCUAUCUUGGAGCAAAGCCUCGUGUGAUGCAGCCAGGUUUUACUUUUGGUGUGCCGCAAAUUCAUCCUGCUUUCAUCCAGAGGCCUUAUGGCAUCCCAGCCCACUACAUGUACCCCCAGGCCUUUGUCCAGCCAAGUGUGGUGAUCCCUCAUGUGCAACCUGCUGCUGCCACACCAGCCACCGCUUCUUCCCCUUAUAUCGACUACACUGGAGCUGCCUAUGCACAGUACACUGCAGCGGCCAAUGCUGCAGCAGCCGCGGCCUACGAGCAAUAUCCAUACGCUGCCUCCCCUGCUGCCACGGGUUAUGUUGCCACCACCGGUUAUGGUUAUGCUGUCCCCCAGCCUUUAGCUGCUCCUGCCCCAGGCUCAGCCGCUGCUGCUGCAGCGGCAGCUUUCGGCCAGUACCAGGCUCAGCAGUUGCAAGCCGAUCGGAUGCAAUAGCACCCAUCACCACUGCUGCAGAACAAGGAGAGAGAAGAGGCCUACUCUACACCAAAGCUGUGUAAAACAAGGCAAUAAGGAAAAAAAAAAUUGGAUUAGCUUUUAGGGAUACAAAGUUGAUGAUGAUGGUAGUGAUGAUGAUAGUAAGCUGGAAACUUUUAACAGUAACUCUCCAACUUGCUGUGCUUCAACCAAAAAAAAAAAAAAAGGAAAAAAAAUGCAGAAAAUCCAAAAAAGUUGCAGAUGGUACAAAUGAUUUACCAUUAUUGUUGUUUUUAUGAUGAAUAUUAUCAUGAUUAUCAUUGUUGUACUUAUUGCUAGAGAACAAAAUGCAGUAACUAAUCCCAGAGGUUGGUUUACAUUUAAACCUUUAAGUCCUAUUGCUGUCUUUUAGUAAAAUGUUUAGGAAAAUGCUCCUUUUCCACUUGUCAUGUUCCUCACAUGUUUAGGUUAUUUAAUGCCCUCAUAACAUUUAUAUUUAUUAUUAUUGUUAUACUACGCAUUGAGGGCUUUGUUUGUUAUUCUUGUAUUCAAAGUGCUUUUUUUAGUUGAUAUUUUCAGAUAAUCAGGGAAAUGGAACCGUUUCCAAAGUGUUAGCUACUAAUGUGUGAUCUCUGUCAGGAUGUGGAGGACAGGGCAGGAGGACAGACACAUUUGAAGAACUACCUUUCUAUCUUCCUGAUGCUGAAUGUCCCUUUUUGUUUUAAAGAUAAACCUUGAUCUAUGCAAAGCAAACAAAUCACUAUGAGGCAGAAAAAAAGAAAGAAAAGGGUCAUGAUGACAUUACUCUUGGACUUACGUGGGGGACUUGUUGCACAAAGCAAAAGCUAAAGAAAGGCUGGCUUUAGACAAUGAAAAACACAAAAUCUGUCUUUUCUUUGUUUUUUUUGUUUAGUUUUGUUUUUCAGUCACAUGUAUGCAUCUAGAGCUGCACAUGUGGCAGUCAGAAACAAAGGCAGCACAGUCGAGCAUCUCUGAUGGAGAGAAAGAACAACAAAAAAAAGAGAGAAAGAGCAGCUACUGGUUGGCGGGGUGGGGGGUGGGGGGUGGACGGAGUCGCUCCACAUAGACGGAUGGCUCUGGAAAGAACGCAUCACUUGUGCUCAUUUGUUGAGCUGUCACAUUUUAAUCCCCAGCCAAGCCCUUUGGGAACCAACUUUACGCCCCUUCGCCGGCCACAGAGUGACCCCCGCCACUAGCCUCCAGUCAUUCAGCUCUGUCCCCGUCAGCAUUUCUGCCGCGGUCUGCUGUCAGGUGUCCCCUCACAAAAACCUUUACCAAAGCCACCCCAACAUCUGGCCUGCCCCACGUCUGUCAAGAACAGCAGGUGGGGUGAAGAGGAAGGGCUUUGUCAUGUUGUGUAUGGUUUAUGUGCCUUUCAUUUUUACUACUAAUGGAAAGGAUUACAAAAAACACAAACCAAAAAAAAUAAGAAAUGUACUAUUUAAGGUAUUUAUUUUCAAGGGUUGACUAUGUUGAAACUCUAAGAGUAGAGACUUAGUGGCAGUACUGUAUUAAUAAUAUCAUUAUCUACUCAUCUCAAGGCAUAUAUAAGUUAUUGAUUAGUUUUAUUAUUAUUAUUAUUAUUAUUAUUAACACACUCAACCAAAAUGUUGAUAGAGAAGCUAUUUCAAAUAACAUUAUGUGCACUGUAUUUCUAUUUCUUAUUCUUUAGAACAAUACAUUAAAUAUUACCUUAAUGUCUUUUGUAUGAGAGAACCAUUAUUUAAGUGCUGGCCCAUCUGAAUGCCUACUGUAUUCUGUCUCUUCUGUGUUUUUAUUGGAUGACAGGAAAGUAGUAAAAGGUUUGACAAAUACAAGCAAAGAAAAGCUGCUUUAUUCUAAUAGAAUGUGUACUCGUCAUCGAGGAUUCAGUAGCUGUGCUUAUUUUGCUUCACAUUCACCAGACGGGCAGUUUGACACUGUUGGUAACUUUUAUACUUGAACUCUUUCUUACAAGGGAAAUGUGAAAAAUAAAUGACACAUGAAAAAAAUGUAAGAAAAAAAAACAAUUCAAGAGGUUUUCAUUGUUGCUGGAUGAAAGCUUGUUAAGUGUUGCUAUUUAAGGUCCUGUUGAUAAUAAAGCCUUUUGUUAAAAAUGUCAUCAUUUACUGAAAUUUGAAUAAAAUGUUCUAUAUUUGAAAAAAA